AUGGUCCUCAAAGUCAUAGUAGUAGGCGGGGGAAUUGCCGGCCUCGCCAGUACGACGGCCCUCCGUAGAGCCGGGCACAAUGUCACAAUACUGGAGCGGUCGCAGCGGUUCGACAACGAGGUUGGCGCGGCCAUCCACGUGCCGCCCAACUCGACCCGGCCGCUGAUCGCCUGGGGCUUCGAUGUCGUCCGCGCACGCCUUGUGCGCUUCAAGCAUAACCUGUUUGCAGACGGCAAGACCCUGGAGGUCCAAUGGCUGGCCGAAAAGGACACCAAGCUGAUUGACGAUGUCUAUGGCGGGCCGUGGAUGGCCGCGCACCGGGUCGACCUGCACGAGGAGCUGAGGAGGUUGGCAUUCGCUGAGCCUGCGGCCGUAGAUGAUGCGUGGGGCACUGUAGAGGUGCGGCUUGGGGCUGAGGUGGUUGCCUAUAGCCCAGAGACUCCGUCCGUGACUCUUGCAGACGGACAGGUCGUCUCAGGGGACUUGGUGGUGGUGGCCAACGGCAUCCAUUCGGGGGCACCGGCAGCUGUGACCGGGAAAACCGUAACGCCCAAGGCUGUGGGCGCGUACAACUUCUGCUACAGGUUUCUUAUCCCAACCGAAGUGCUCAACAGCGACCCAGAAACCAAGGAUUGGGACAAGGAGCGCGGUGACGGAGCCAUGAACUCGUUUGUCGUAGGUGACAAGAGGCUGGUUACAUACACAUGUCGAAAUAAUGAGGUACACAACUUUGUGGGCCUUUUCAACGAUCCGAGUGCCGGUUCGGGCCAGAGAGAAGACUGGCAUGCUUCCGCAGACAGGUCCAAGGUCCUGGAAACCUUUUCAGAGUUCCACCCGCAACUCCGGACCGUUAUAGGCAAGGCCACAGAAUACAAACAAUGGCCGUUGUUGUACCGCGAUCCCCUCCCGACCUGGAUCAAGGGGGGUAUGGUCAUUGUGGGCGACGCAUCACACCCAAUGCUCCCGUUCCAGGGUCAGGGAGGCGCACAGGCCGUAGAGGAUGGAGUGGCCCUCGGCAUCUCAAUGGCUGGAGCAACGCCCGAGACGGUCGGCGAGAGGCUUGUGGCUUUUGACAGUGUACGCCGCAACCGGGCCAGCGCGCUGCAGAUUCUCAGCAAUGUCGGACAGGACGAGGCGCUCAAGGUCCGGGCCGAAGCUGCAAAGUUUGUUCCAAUCGAGACGGUUCCGAAGGGCCCAGAUGAGUUUUAUGCUUUUAGCUUUGCGUACAAUGUCGUCAAGGACAUGGUGAGCACCAUGAGGAAGAAGAUCGAUCCUCAGUUUGAGCUUCCCAAAGGCUUUUUCAUAAAGGAGCCGGUAGUUCCAGGGCAAUAA
Molecule: messenger RNA, 1332 nt
Organism: Pyricularia oryzae 70-15
Lineage: Eukaryota; Fungi; Ascomycota; Sordariomycetes; Magnaporthales; Pyriculariaceae
Exons: 7
Coding region: 1-1332 (443 amino acids)
Molecular function (GO): FAD binding; monooxygenase activity
Source: RefSeq, a predicted model, not a curated record